Molecule: messenger RNA, 954 nt
Organism: Stegodyphus dumicola
Lineage: Eukaryota; Metazoa; Arthropoda; Arachnida; Araneae; Eresidae
Source: RefSeq, a predicted model, not a curated record
AUGUUAUUCUGUCCUUCUUCGAGUUUAAGUUCAAAACUUAAAACGCACCCUUCAGAUUACGGGAAAGGUGUUGUGACUCAUUUCGCCCCUGAAUUACCACCAUCCAUAGAGGGCCCGGGCUUCAUGAUUUACACGGAUGGGUCGAAAAUGGACAAUGCAGUCACCAGCGCAUAUAUAGUUUUCCAUAAUGGUACUGAAGUGCAAACCUGGAAGUACCAUUUGUCUCCGCACACUUCAGUCUUCCAGGCGGAAGCCCUUGCUUUGCUUAAAGCAAUAGAAUGGGCACAAACUACCACAGCAGAAGAUUUUACAAUCUAUACUGAUAGCCUAUCGGUACUGUACGCCAUCAACGACCCACGCCACACCUCCCCACGCGUGUCCCAAAUUCUGGAGACACUAAGAAAUACGAAUCCGGUCCAAAAAAUUGAAAUCUCUUGUGUAAAAGCGCACGUUGGUGCCCAGGGCAACGAACGCGCAGAUGCCCUGGCAAAAGAGGCAGCACAGGACCGGGAUGCGUUGCAAAUAGACCCACCUUUACCAAAGUCACUUCUCAAGCGGCAGACUUGGCAGUCAGCUCUGUCGCAGUGGCAGCAGGAAUGGAACACGUCGCCACAAAGUCGGCGAACUUUCGAAUUCAUACGAAAAGUGGACACGGAACAACUCAUAUUUGCGCCCUUCUUAACAAGAUUCAUCACAGGACAUGGGCCGUUUCCGACCUACUUCGCAGAGAGAAAUAUAACCUCCACAGACCUGUGUGUCUGCCGAAAAGUCGGAUCCCCCGACCACUACCUGACGGAGUGUCAACUCACCACACAAUGGCACGUUAAACUACCGUCGAAUAAUGUGGCCGCCUUUAAAAGGUUCAUGCUGAAACAACCACGACUUGUGGAUAAAAUCAAAAAGAUCAUGGAUCACUUAGAAGUACUGGGGCAGCAGCUCUGCAACCCUGCAUAG